AGACGCUCUACAAUGAACAUCAACGAUUAUGCGUUUAACGCCACCAAGGUCGUGCCAAUGCACACCGCUUUUCCUGUCGCAAGCCCCUACCUUAUGACGAAAAACCAGUUACUAGAAGUUGGCAAUGCAGCUUUAAAUGUUGGCUUUCCGUACGUUGUAUUCGCUAUUGUUUUAUUCCUCUAUUAUUUCGUUCGUUGUACCCGAAAUAUGGCCACUGAACCUCCUCGCUCGAUAAAGGAUCCUUCUGUACAUUCAGAGUCUAUUGAGGCUCUCAGUGCUGAUUUACCUCCGAUAUAAAUAAACGUUUUUUUUGACUAAGUGGUAGUGAUAAGUUGUUUUCGUCGAUUUUUCAGAAUUGCAGAGGCAAUCACUUGUUUUGCACGAAUGACAAUAGUAAUUGACCUUGUUAUAGUCAUGUUUGUUUGCACCUCUGUUGAACUGAGCGAUGAGAUAUGUUGCAAUUUAUGGUCAGAUUUGUUUACCUGCAAAGCGAUGACUGUAGAUUUGUUUGAAAUUUCUUAUAUCAUUAUUAGUAUGGAAG
Molecule: messenger RNA, 541 nt
Organism: Cylicocyclus nassatus
Lineage: Eukaryota; Metazoa; Nematoda; Chromadorea; Rhabditida; Strongylidae
Source: the annotation of a GenBank genome assembly